UAUUUUCCUCCACAAAAAGUAGCGGAGCUUCUUUUUAAGCAACAGCGGGACGAAAUGGCUUCAAAAGAACAACAAAAUGACCUUGCUGGAGGCUGCCUCAUUCUUCCAUCUUUAAUGAUUUGUAGUACCAUUGGCAAGUCAGAACAUGCAUAACCCGUGGUGAUAUAAAACCAGAAGAUGGCAGGACUGCCAGAGCCUGGGUACCCUCCAGGGGAGGGCACUUUGGAGGCUGAGGCAUUUUCUAUUUCCUAUUUGGCUGGCAACCGAUUAAACCUGGAUGUCUAUCCUGAGAGCUGCCGCUUGUUCCUCAAGCUGCUGGAGAGCAGGAGAGAAGAAGUAGAACAGGUGGAGUUCUUGAGGCUGAACUGCAACGAGGACCUUAUCACUUCUACCCUGAGCAGCCUUCCUGCUUUGAGGGGCUUGAAAUCUCUUGUGCUCAAAGGUGGACAUUCCAGAGAUGACAUUGGUGCAUAUCAGAAAGGAUUGCUAGCAUCUUUGCCACAAGAGUUUGGGCAGCUACAAUGCCUUGCUCAUCUAGAUCUCAGCUUCAACAGCUUCACCAUUUUACCUCCCUGCAUUACUAAGCUGGCCAGCCUCAGUUUUCUCUCCGUCAACCACAACAAUUUGCAGAGGCUGCCUGAGGACUUUGGCCAGCUUGCCAAGCUGACUUUUUUCUCUGCCAUGAAGAACCAGCUCAAAGGUUUGCCGCAGAGCAUCGGGGGGUUGGCAGCAUUGCAGACAUUGAACCUCUCCGAAAAUGCACUGGAAUCACUCCCCGAAGAGAUUGGGAACUUGCACAGCUGUACUGAACUUGAUCUCUCUGAAAAUGAAUUAACAGGAAUACCAAGUUCUCUUGCCAAUUUACAGUCUCUGCAGCAGCUGCAUCUUCACAGCAAUCUUUUGACAACUGUUCCUGCCUCCCUUGCCUGCCUACCUCACUUGUCGAGACUUGAUCUGCAGAAUAAUAGGCUUCGAAGCAUCCCUCCGGAGAUUGAGAGUUUUCCUUUUGUGCAUCUAAGGGGCAAUCCUCUAGGAGAAUUGGAGGUGCCUCUGCAGUCAGAUGACUCUAGUCGAGAAGAAUUGCAGAGUGUGUAUCUUAAAGCUGAUGAAAACAGCUUUACUGUGACUCCUGAAGGCUGCCGCGUCUUCUUGGCUUGCGGCAUUCAACUCCGUUUCCCACUGGGUGCUACAACUACUCUAGUAACUAUUCACUUCCGGAAAUGCUUCCCUGACCCUCAUUGGGUGAAGCUGAAGCACCAUGACAUCCUGCUAAGUGAAGUCCUGGAACUGCAGCCCCAUGGGAUUCAUUUCCAGCAGGAGGUGCGGAUCUGGAUGCCCUAUGCUUCUCCUCAGAGCCUGAAUGACCGUGAGCUCAUAAUUCGAAACUUUGAUGGGCAGAAGUGGAGUGAUUUGAAAACUAGAGUGAAAUCCAAAGGCAAGGUGCUUCCUGUAUUAGCAAAGGACCUAAGAGAGAUCACUGGUGAUUCUGAAACAGUUGCCAGCCCUCUCCUCUGUCUCUCUCAAAGUUCCACUGUGGAUUUUCUUCAGCCUGUUAAAAUUCAGCUUCCACUGCCUCCUGGUGUCACAGGUCUAACCUUGGAUCGUUCCAGAGUACAUUUGUUGCACAGUGACUGGGAUGCUCAGAACUGGAGUGACAUCACCGAUCAAGUGAUACUGGAGUUUACCCACCUCUAUGCCUUAUUUGAAGUAACACACUUCUCUUGGUAUUGGUUAUGGUGCACCACAAAGGCCUACAUUGGUGGCUUUGCUAAAGAAGUCUAUAAAAGAUUGCGGGAGACCGUUUCCAUUGCGCUGACACUAGCAUAUUUUUCAGCCUUUUGUGGAAUUGUUAUUCGUUAUGUGGAUCCUGUUUUGAAAAAGCUCCAUGACCGAUAUCGAGGCCCUGAGCCAUCUGACAUUGUGGAGAUGUUUGAAGGGGAGCAGUUCUUUGCAGCUUUUGAACAGGGUAUCAGCAUUGAUGCAGGUGAAAUGUCAAACAGCUUGUCUACAUUUACAUAUGUAUGCCUCUAUAACUCAAGUUUAGUUGUGAAAUUCCAAAUCAAAGCAAAAACAAGAUUGGAUAAAUGUUAUCCAAAAUCAGUGAUCAAGGUGAUAGAUGUUGAAGUCCAACAGAGCUUGGAGUCUUUUCCAAGUGGGAAAAUGUCUUUCUUUAAAUCUGUAAAACUGAAAACUCAGGUAAACAAGCAGUCCACAACUCCAGAUAGCUUCUCUCUUCCUCCUUUGAAUUUGGGGAAUGCUGAAACUGGCUAUUUGACUCAGUCCAAUCUCCUUGGCAUUGCUGGACGCAUGGGAGCUGAAUGGAGAAUCAUUGGAUUAAACCUGGGAUUAUCCUAUCAGCAGUUGGAACGGAUACAGUAUAACAACAGGGAAGAUCUCCAUACUCAAAUUCUAGAUAUGCUCUUCUCCUGGGCUCAGCAAAAUGAAAAGAAGCCUGACUGCAUAGACAAGCUGAUUAAGGCCAUGCAGGAUAGUGGCCGCCAAGACAUAGCAGAUGAGAUCACCACCAUUAUUGGACUGGGAAGGCAAAAAUAUACAGAGUCUAUUCAGAGGGUAGGCCUGCACCGGGAAAGUAGUACAGAAGAUUCUGCUAUUGUUACAGGAUAAUUGCUAGACAAUUAUGGAUUAGUCAAUAAAAUAGGAUUAAUCAAAUCCAGGCUAUUUCUUCUUCAAGAUUACUGUUACUGUCCAAUUCUUCUCUUUAGUGUUUGCUGCCAACUAGCUAUGUUUCUGUGCCACAGUGGCUUUUACUGGAUACUGGUAAGCAGCCACUUGCAAAUUCACCUGGGAUAAGUUAGAUUUCCAAUUAAGUUUUACUAAAGUUUUACUUUUUUAAGGCAAAAAUUAUCUUAAAAUACAUAAGGCAGACCAGUGGACAAUAUGCUGCCUAUGGAACAAAAAGGAGUUUAUUUUUGGUUUGUUUGUUCCUUGUGGGUAGAACUUCUGAGUCUCCCAAGGUUUAAAGUGGCUCAAGUGGGCUGUCUUAAGGAGAUGGAAUCUCUGUCAUGUUUUGUUACCUUGCAGCAGAAUUUCUGAAACACAGUCAGGAACUAGGGCUCUGCUGGUGUGAUUUAACACAGUGGUUUCCCAUAAUUUGUUUCAUCCUUUUGGAUGUUAUUAUCUAUACUAAGAAAAGCUGGAUUUUGGAACCUAUAAAACAGAAUCAUUCUUUCACAUUUUAUUUUGCACCUAACCUAAAGUCAGGUAUUUACAGGAAAAAAGGAAGAGCACUGAAGAAUACUAAACCACAAGAUAUGCUUCUCAGCCCCACUUUGAUCCUUCUAAAAUGUUCCUUUAAAAUAAAUAAAUACAUAAAUAAAUAAAAACAAAAGCCUAGUAGACCAUAAACAGAUUGCACAAUAUCCUCUGACAAACAUGUUGUAAAUCACUGUAUCUCUGGAGAUACCUCUGUAUCUCCACUUAAUAUAUUAAUGUCAUGUUUUUGUUUGUGACUUAGCAUGAACACUUAACCAUUGUUACUUGUAAAUUGUCAUUUAUGGUUUGGUAUUAUAUAUGAUUCCACUAAUUUUGGUUUACUCAGUAGGCCGUGGUUAAGGCAAAUUAUGUCAACCAAGGUAAUGUGUCAGAUCCAGGGCAAAUUAUGUAAGGUAGAUCCACAACCAUUUAUCCUAAAUAGCUAAGAUAUAAUCAUGGCUGUAGUCAAAGUUAUCUGACUAUUAGGACAAUGUUGAUUUCGGGUUAUGUUUAAAAAAAAAGUUUCUGACUGCUUUGAGUCACUUUAUCUGCUUUUAACUAGGUUUACUAAAGUUAUUGCUAGAGUUUAUUGCUUAUAAAAUGUAAGGAUAAAUUUAGUAUUGUUCAAUUUUGAAAAAAAUAAAUUACAACAGACUAACAGGGAAAAUAUAUGUUGACACUGCUGCUGAAAGUUGACCAUGAUGUUGAAAACAGCUUUCUAAUCCUUUUGUGUCACCACUCUCAGAAAUGAGAAGGCAGCUGUCAUAUUUCUGUCCUUUUCCUUCUUACCCUUCAGCAUUUGCUUUUCGGUUCUUGCCAUCCUCUUUUCAUCCCUCAUUCUCUCAGGUUCAGCUGCCCUUUUAGUAUCUGUUCUCAUAUAAAGUGAACAAUUUUUAUUGUUCUUUUUUAAAAAAAUGGACAGUUUUAAACUAUCCUAGAAAUUGGAAAUAAUUUGAUCAUUGUUUCUGUAAGCCAUCAAGCCAGUUCUGAUCAAACUGACAAGGUGCUCCUUUUUACAGAAAGGUUGUCUUUGGUAAAUGUAUUUCUACUUUUUAAUCAUCAUGUCCUGUCAGGAGGUUCAGGCUGCUACACUGUUUGACUGUGCUAUUUUUUUAAAAUUGUGCUUUUUAAAAAAAUGUAAAGCUGUUUGAUAUUUUCUGCAGAUGCUGAUAAAAGUAAGUUUUUCCCCAUUUGGAAAGCUGUGGUAUUUUAUUUGAUGUUCGAGAUGUCCAUCUUUACAGUGGAUUUAUAAGAAUUAAAUAAGCUCUAACCAGGUGGAUUUUUCUUGGUCCUGCUAGCCCUUCAUCUCAGUUCUAACAAGACCUUAAGUCCUGUUACCCCUCCCCAGUAGGAAUUGCCAGGGUGCUAUUAUUUCUGUAUUCUUCAGGUAGUUGGCACAUUUAAGAAUGAAAUGUUUCUAUUUUAAUCUGUCUUAUUAUUUAUUCCUUCUCUGGCCCUGCCAAGAAUAAUUUCUUUAGAGAUUAAAAUUGUCUAACAUCUCCCCGCCCCCACUUGUUUUGGUGUAUGAUUUUUACACUUGCCUGCAUUAGGAAAA
This is a messenger RNA of Thamnophis sirtalis, 4768 nucleotides long. NCBI's taxonomy places the organism in Eukaryota, Metazoa, Chordata, Lepidosauria, Squamata, Natricidae. The record is from RefSeq and is a predicted model, not a curated record.